AUGGGUAGGGAGUCUGUGCCCGGGCGGUGUCCGGUGUGGAGUCUCUCUCUGAUCCCACCUGAGGAGGCCGAGGAGGAGGGGGAGGAGGGGGAGGAGGAGGAUGCCCCCAAGGGAAAGCUCCAGCAGCUGGAUGGCGAUUACCGCUUUGCGCGGGAGCAGGAUUGCGAUCUACGUUUGUUUGAUUUUGAGGCUUUCGGAGGCUUUGGAAAGGAGGUUCGCAGCACCCUGAGGGAGGCGGCGAACCAGCUGAGCAACAAACUUUCGCACGCUCAGCACCUGGACGAGGUCACAUGGACCACCAAGAACUGGCACGGGCUGCAGAUGCAGCGCUUGUCUGUCGUCCUCCACACCGCCGUGGCGUGGCAGACGGCUGCGGCGGCGCUGCUGGCGGAGGAGGAGUCGGAGAAGUGCGCCGAGGACAAGAAGAAGGCCAAGAAGAGGGGCAAGAAGAAGAAGCAGGGCGGCAUGGGUAGCGUUGGGCCGUCGCAAGAGGCCGAGGCGCCGGCGGAAGAGGGGGAAGAGGAGGAGGUGGUGGCGGCGGCGGAGGAGGCGGAGCUUGCGGCGGCGCUUGAGGAGAGGCGCGCGCGCGACAAGCUCAAGGAGGCGCGGAAGCGGGACAGCCAGCGGCUGCGCAAGGCGCAUGGCGCGGCGAUGGGCGCGCUCAAGUCGCUCAACACCGCGGACAGCCCCUCCGCGCUCCGAGCGGGCAUCGCCGCCGCCAGGCCGCACGUGGGAGUGCUGCCUGCCUUGGCCGAGGAGGUGAGCGCGGCGGAGUCGCGGCUGGAAGAGCUGUCUGUCACCGAGCCGGAGGCGGUUGUUGCUCGGCCCGUCGAGAUAGCCCUGUCGGACCUCGCCGCGGCUACGGACGGGUUUGCAGAGGGCAAGCUGAUUGGCAGCGGCGGCUUCAGCCACGUCUACGAGGCGUCGGCCGACCUCCACCUCUCCCUCGCCGCGCCUCCACAGCUGCGCCACUUGCCGCUCGUCGUCAAGCGGGCAAAGUCGGGCCAGUCGGGCGGCUUGUCGCGGGCAGAGCUCGAGGUGAAGCUGCUCAAGGCGGUGAGCCACCCGCACCUGCUGCCGCUGCUCGGCUACUGCCUCUCGCCCGACGGCGUCUGCCUCCUCUCGCCGCUGAUGCGCGGCGGCUCGCUCGAGGCGCGGCUGCGUAUCUCGGAUCCCGACUGCGCGGCGCAGCUCCGGCGGUUGGGCAUGGCGGAGCCGCCGAGGCCGCUGACGUGGCGGCAGCGCGUGCGUGUCGCGUGCGAGGCGACCGAGGCGCUCGUCUACCUCCACUCGAAGGGCAUCGUGCACCGCGACGUCAAGCCAGACAACAUCCUGCUCGACGAGAAGCUGACCGCCGUGCUCGCCGACACGGGCUUUGCCAAGGACCAGCGCCCGGACGCGUCUGUCCGCUGCCGCUCGACUGCCGCCCUUUACAUGACCACGGGCUACCUCUGCCCCUCCAUCAUCAAGGGGGGCGAGUACUCGAGCAAGACGGACGGCUACGCCGUUGGCAUCACCCUCCUCGUCUGCCUCACCAACCGUUCAGAGGUGCAGCUCACCGACCGGUGCGAGGACGAGUUCGAGGAGGACUGGACCGACAUCGACGUGACGAGGAUCGCAGACGCGGCGGCGGGGUGGCCUGAGACUGCGGCGCGCGCUGUCAAGGACCUCGCCAAGGCGGACGGGAAGAGCCUCUGCCACGACAGCCUGCGCAAGCGGCCCACGCUGCCCGAGGCUCUCGCGACUUUGCAGGCGCUGCUCUCUGGCUCGCAGCGCGGGGCGGGGAUGGAGGAGGCUGCGCCGGCACUUGGAGACGAGGCCGCCACCGCCGCCCGCACCACCGGCUACGAGCCUUCGCCGCUCUCGGUGCAGGUGCGCGGCAUGCGCACGUCCGGCGACGCGCAGGCGCGCAUCCAGGACAACAUGAUGCUCGCCUUCAAGACGCUGAUGCCGCGCCUCGACGCCGUGUACGCCUCGCGCUCCGCGGCGGCGCCCGACGGCUUCGAGGAGCGCAUCAACUUUUGGCACCGCGAGUGCGGCCUGCCGACCGAGCUGCGGAGGCAGCUGCACUCGCUGCGCAUCUGGGCGAACGCGGCGAGGCACCACGACGCGGCGAGGUGGAGGAGGGACGGGCCGCGCAGCGAGGGGGAGGCUUCGCGGCUCGUGGCCGCGGUGACGGAGGCGAUCGGGGCGCUCGAGGGGUGAAAAUACGUUACGGUUGACUCUCGCAUGCGACACUUUGCGGUAGAGGGGCUC
Molecule: messenger RNA, 2256 nt
Organism: Emiliania huxleyi CCMP1516
Lineage: Eukaryota; Haptophyta; Isochrysidales; Noelaerhabdaceae
Exons: 3
Coding region: 1-2205 (734 amino acids)
Biological process (GO): protein phosphorylation
Molecular function (GO): protein kinase activity; ATP binding
Source: RefSeq, a predicted model, not a curated record